Stylophora pistillata is the source of this 723-nucleotide messenger RNA. RefSeq lists its product as uncharacterized. Gene Ontology annotation, molecular function: zinc ion binding. The record is from RefSeq and is a predicted model, not a curated record. NCBI's taxonomy places the organism in Eukaryota, Metazoa, Cnidaria, Anthozoa, Scleractinia, Pocilloporidae.
AUGGUUUUAAAAUAUAAAGACCAGGAAAUCGUGUCACUCGGUGAUAUCCAACGGCUUACAGCCAAGGAUUUACGCAUUAUUUUGCGAUCCCAUUCAGAGUCGCCAGGUGGGACGAAGGCUGAUUUGGUGUUAAAAGUCUACGCAUUGCUGAUGCGAGAGAUUUUGCCAUCAGCUGCGAAUAGCGACGACACUGGAAGUAGUGGACCAAGCAACGAGGAGUUCACAUACGAUUCGACGAUGAGAAGGAUUUUGGCACUGGGAUGGUCGACAGAUCUAAGAAAUUUACCUGAAAUGAACUUUAUUCAGUUAUACGAUUACGUUGUGGUAUCCACGCGCAAGUAUCGUCAUAUCGUUCUAAAGGGAACUAACUACAAGAAACUCAAGUCUUACCAGUUCUUUUUUGAAGGAAAUGUUAAGAAGUUAGAAUGCAAAAACCACAACAACAAAAGGUACGUUAGGGCGAAUGUUUUACCUUCGAUGAAGAAGACACCAUACCGAGUUGUUGUAGAGUUCUCACCUACUUGCGAUGUUUUGCGCGCUGCUUGUACUUGCCCUGCUGGACUUGGAUUGCAAGGCAAGGGAAAGUGUAAUCACGUCGGAGGGGUUCUUUUUGCCAUCGAAGAUUUUUCCAGGAGAGGUUUACAACAAAACCCAGAGCCUUUAACCUGCACGUCCCGCCUGUCAGUCUGGAUUGUACCGCGAAACCGCUUGACAAAGUACUGA